Mytilinidion resinicola is the source of this 1421-nucleotide messenger RNA. RefSeq lists its product as uncharacterized. The transcript is spliced from 3 exons. The record is from RefSeq and is a predicted model, not a curated record. Lineage: Eukaryota; Fungi; Ascomycota; Dothideomycetes; Mytilinidiales; Mytilinidiaceae. Bases 1 to 1302 code for a protein of 433 amino acids.
AUGAAUUGUCAUGAGCAAGACGCUUCUCCUUUUCCCUUUGUUCCACUUCUCAGACUGGAUCUCUCCAUGACGACCUGGCCAUUUACUCGCAUGUGCAUUAGUGUCGCCCUCAUGGUCUCAGGAUGCUCCGCCUCGCAUGACGUCAAGGUGUCGGGUUUAAAGUCGCGAUUUGACCUUUCGGGUGACGAUGUGGAGCCGGAGCUCGAUGAGCUGGUUGGAAAAGCGCAGGCUGAUGGGCUCUGUCAGCCGGAAUAUACAGUUACAAAUCGUACUGCUGUACUGCGUACGGCGACCGGCCGAGGUGGUGUACAGACGCAUGAUAUGGACGAUUUCUCUGUAUCCUCUUUAAAUGUGUUGCUGAACGCGCUUGACGCAAAGCAGGCCGCCUUUCCAAAGGUUUCUAUGGCGCUGCUGUUCGAAUACAAGAUGGUCUGCGAUCCAUCGCCAUCCUUAGCAAAGAAGCAGGCGGCAGUUGAGUCCUUGCCGGCGACUACACCAAGGAGUCGCAGCGGGAAGCUGUUGCAACAGCACGAGGCUGCGCUGGAUAGGAUUACGGACGGCAGCCUCAAGCACCUGGAUCUAAUGCGGCAUUGGAAGUGUACGGACCAGGGGUGUACCAAUCUUAACAGCUACUGCUUUCUCGACGGCGGCGAGCAUUAUGUUCUCCUCACCAAGCAACAGGAGGUAUGGGCCAAUGCUAUAGCUCGCGGUGAGGCUACCGUCUUAGUGCCUCCAAUGAAGCUGCUGAAGGAACUCCAAAAGGACGGGCCUGUGGGCGCGAUGUAUCGUCGAACGGCCAAGACAGCAAGAGCGCAGCAGGCGACGAGUACUAUGGACGACAUUAAGGCGAUGAUGAAGCAGACGGUGGAGUUUUCUAGCACGCAGCAGAUGAUGGCUAUGGCAGAUAAAAUCUCGAAUAUCCAGCAGCCUCAGCAGCAGUCUACCCUCCUCCUCCUCUGCCGCCGUACUACCAACCAAACCCCACCGACGCCUCCGCCUCCACCUCCGCCCGUGCCUCCGGUGCAAGCCCCGGAUACUACAGCAUCUACUCGGCCAAGGAGCUCAAGUCCUGUAUAUCCAGAGGAAGAGGAUGCGGAUACACUGGACGCUUUCUUCCAUUGGAAAAUCAACACUAUACAGAACGCUGGCGUGCGUCAACGGUGGCAGCAUGCGGCUCAGGUUGUGAUAGAUCAGGCAUGGGAUAUUACUUUCCUCCGUCAGAUGAUAAACAGGAGCUCGGAGGCGCAUCGCGCGGCUAUGCAAACUGGGUAUUUUGGAUGGAGUAGCCGUCAAGUUUGCUGAGGAACUGCACAAGUUUAAGCAGCCAUAUCGACAGAAUAAGGCGGCGUUUGAUCUCGUUCUGCUACAGAACAGGGUGCAGGGCAAUAACACGCAUAUGUAGUGGGUAGCUAGUGCUUUUU